AUGAGGAUAGGUCGUGCCGGCCACAAUGCCCAGUGGAUAACAACCAUCGCCACAUUCGGGAUGUCGCCCGUGGGAGGGAUGCCACACAAUGAGGUACCGAACACGAGUGCGGGAAGCCCGACCUCGCGGUUAGUCUCGCCGUCAAUAGCGCACUGGAAUCAGACAGACGAAGGAGAGACACAAGACGUGAACGAUGGAGAGACACAAGACAUAUUCGAAUCUUUGGUAAUGGAACCUCUACAUCAGGACUACGUGAAUCUCUGGGCAGUGCCUUUCUCGGAAGACUCAACAAUAUUUCCGGUGACGUCGCAGGCGGAGCCAGUGGGGGAGACCUCGCAGGAACGAUUGACCGGACCUUUGAGCGAAGCUUGCCCUGACCUUGUGAAUGAGGGUUUGUGGGAACCAUGGAUGGAAUCAAUACAGGAAACGAUGGUGGAAAGUUUGAGCGACCCUGUGAUGGAGGACACCACGUUAGGACCAUUGAUGGGAGCCUCAGAUGACUCCCUGGCGGAGAUUUUGAGGAGAGCCUUGUCAGACCUUCCGGGGCAACCCUGGCCGGAACCUGUCAUGGAGGUCCCGCUGGAGGCCCCGUUGGAGGCCCCGUUGGAGGCCCCGUUGAUAGAAAGCUCGAGAGAACGGUUGGUGGAAGCGCGGCCUGAGUCUUUGGCAGCAACCCCGCGCCAGAAACCAUUGGUGGAAGAACCGCUGGUGGCUGAACCUUUUGUGGGGCAAACCUGGAUGGGUCCUAAUUUAGUGCCUCGGGUGCUGUAUGGGUGCUUGGAGAUGGAGAAGGACCUCAAACCCGCACUCACUACACUUGACGAAAUCAGGAUUGUGAGGUUAGCUGAGGCCGCCUUAAGGGAUCUAGUCGAACGGGGAAAAACGGGGAAAGACGCGUCAAUUUCGAGAGAGCCUAUGUCAAUUUCUGAUUUCGACAGUUGUUCCUGGCGAUGGCUAAAACUGGCGUUGUUAAUGCAAGAGAGACAAGACGGUGGCUUGGUUUCAGAGUUAGAGAAUUUGGUCUCGAGGCCGAUUGGUUUAUCUGAUACCUGGUUUCUGGCUGGUGUGGUGCAGAAAUUCUUCUCGUCCUAUAAUUUAUCUAACUGGAUGCGCCAUACCGUGUCGUCGCAGGGCGGCUGGGGUUGCAGGAAGAUUAUUUUUCGUGUUUCCUUUCCAGAUGAUAUUGUUCGUUUACCGGAGAAUGAGGACUCCAUAAAACGCGUUUGCGCCUGCUCAAAGCUAGACUGGUGGUUCCGUCAAGCUCAUAGAAACAUUCGCAGUGAUGAAGAAACAUGGAAGGCAUCGGAACGGCCGGAGGCCGUCGCCGCUAUUCAACGUAUUCUGGGCAAGCAAGCAUUUGACGAAGCGGUAGACGCAAUGAGGAAUGUAAUACCGCCUCCGCGUCAUAUGAAGUUGUCGAAUCUGGCUUACCUAACUUGCUUAGUCAGACACGUUGAGACAGCUCCACCGAAACAAAUCAAGAUGAAAAUUAAAUGGAGAAGACGUGCUCCCAGGAAAACCCGAGGUCCUCAAGCCGUCCCUGGUCAUGAAGCCACCCGUUGUCGUGGGUCCUCCAUUCCGUCCAGCUCCAAUCCAACGCCAACUUGUUCGUCACUGGCUUUCGUUGAUGCAGAUAACUCGGUUGAUCCCGAUAGGUCGGUUGCUGAGGAGAUGACGGCCUUUAUGGCCCGCGUACUUGAAGACUGCGCGACGAAAGAGAAAAGCGAGGGAGUCAGUCAGGGGCGAGAGGAGAUGCUGAGUAUUGCCAGACUCGGCGUCAAGAACUUUCAGGCUGUCCUGUCCUCCGCAAAAAGGUCAGAAGAAAGUCCCUUUCGGAGUCGCAGCGCGAAGGGCUGCCCUUUCAACUCGUGUGGGUGGCGGUGGUUGUGCUUGGCAGGAUUGAUGAAUGACCACUUGGAGACGGAUGAGGUUCACCAAUUAAUUGCUGACAGUGAAAAGGUUGUACCGAGACCGGAAGAUGUGUCGCCGUUGUGGUAUCUGGCCUGUCGGAUGCAGGCCUGUCAGAGGACAAAUUGGCUGAAAGCAUCCCCGGCUUGGUGCGCAGUCAAUACUAUGAUUUACCGCGAUCAUUUCCCCGAUACGUUUGGUGAGCUGCCUACUUCUAAGAGGUCUGCCCGGCUUAUUUCCUUCAGCUCCAGAGCAGCACACUGGAUUGCAUCCGGAAUCCGCAAAUUCCAUCUGACCCGCAAGACAUGGUCACGUAGCCAAUAUCGCGACAUCGUGAAUAUCUUUCAAAUGGUUAUGGGAGACCACUGGUUCAGCGAAAUGAUCAAUAUAAUCAGGCCAAAGAUCUCUAAAAUUGUACCUGAUGAGGGCCCAGAACAAAUGAAGAAGCUAUCAGACAAAUCCAUCAUGGAAGCCGUCCUCAGGUACGCUCAGGUUGGUCGAAGACUCAGCUGCGGAUUCUGUCGAAGUUGGCAGUUUGAUGUUGCCCAAAAUCCCGAGAGGUCCGGUGGAAUCGCGGACACGAAUUCGUCUGAGGACGAAUGGCCCCCGGAAAAAGUACGCAGACUACUCACCUAG
Molecule: messenger RNA, 2544 nt
Organism: Gregarina niphandrodes
Lineage: Eukaryota; Apicomplexa; Conoidasida; Eugregarinorida; Gregarinidae
Exons: 1
Coding region: 1-2544 (847 amino acids)
Source: RefSeq, a predicted model, not a curated record